CUGCACAGUCCGAAGCCCAUCUCCGCAAGCUGCCGCCUCCAGCUGCCACUCCCGCUCUGGGCCUGCGUCGCCUGGCCCUACGCGCUCUUGGCCUCCGUAGCCGACAUUGUCGGAUGCAGCUGACUCUCCGUCCAUCCUUCAAGUGGGCGUGGGGCACUACAUAACCUCGCAGCUCCACCACUUGCUCCUCAACUCACUCACCACCACCUCCUCCCCACACAUCAUGGUCUCCACUACCAACCCCGCGAACGGCACCAAGCCAAAUCAUGCCCUCGGCGCCCACCCCCUCGACCCCUUGACGCAGGACGAGAUCCGCGCCUCCGUCGCUGCCAUCCGCGCCUUCGUCAAGAAGGGCGGGUAUGACGGCGAGCCUGCCUCUCCCCUCUUCAACACCAUCAGCCUCCGCGAGCCCCCCAAGGUCGAUGUCCUGCGUUGGAUGGGUCUCUUCUCCGAUAAGGAGAUUGCGGAGGUCGCAACCACGCAGCCGGCCCCGAUCCGCCGUCAGGCCGACCUCCACAUCAUCUGCAACGAGUCUAAGCGUUCGUUCGAGGCUAUUGUCGACCUCCCCUCAAAUCUUCCCGCCGGCGACGACGUUGCGGCGGUGUCCGAGCCCACCGUGUCCUCGUGGAUUCUCCUUGGGCGCCACAUCCAGCCCUCGCUCCAGACCGAGGAGCUGCUCUGGGCCGAGGAGAUCUGCCGCAAGGAUCCGCUCGUCAAGGAGGCAUGCGAUGCCGUCGGCAUCAGCCAGGAAGAUCUCUAUGUCGACGGCUGGUGUAUCGCCUAUGACGAACGCUUCCCCGAGCGCCGUCUCCAGCAGUGCUUCUGCUUCACCCGCCUCCGCCCCGGAGACAACUUGUACGCGCACCCGUGCGACUUCAUCCCGGUGAUCGACUCGAACACGGGUGAGGUCGUCGUCAUCGACUACCCCCACUGCAACGCCAGGCCGGGCGAGCCGCACCCGCCGUCCUCGGCCGAGGCACAUGCCAAGGUCCCACCCCGCGAGCGUUUCCCGCCCCCCGCGGCGCCUGCAAAUUACCUUCCUGAACAGAUCGUGCUCGACGAACCAAACUUCAAGCUCCGCGACACGCUCAAGCCUCUCCAUGUUAUUCAGCCCGAGGGCGUGAGCUACAAGCUCACGGGUCGUGUCAUUGAGUGGCAGAACUUCAAGUGCCACAUCGGCUUCACUUACCGCGAGGGCCUCGUGCUUAGCGGUAUCACGUACAAUGACGGUGCCCAGGGCGAGCGUCCGCUCUUCUACCGCAUCUCGGUCGCCGAGAUGGUCGUGCCCUACGCCAAGACGACGUUCCCGCACCACCGCAAGCAGGCGUUCGACACGGGCGAGUACGGCAUCGGCGCCCUCUCCAACUCGCUCGCCCUCGGCUGCGACUGCCUCGGCUCCAUCACGUACCUCGACGCCAACUUCAUCACGCGCGCCGGCGGAAUCCAGCACAUCAAGAGCGCGAUCUGCAUCCACGAGGAGGACGCCGGCAUCCUGCACAAGCACACCGACUUCCGCGACAACAAGGUCCACGUCGCGCGUAACCGCAAGCUCGUCAUCUCCUCCAUCUGCACCGUCGCCAACUACGAGUACGGCUUCUACUUCAACUUCUACCUCGACGGCUCGAUCGAGCUCGAGGUCAAGGCGACGGGCAUCGUCAACGCCUACCCCCUCCGCGAGGGCGAGCACCCCGACCCAGCGCACGAGGUCGAGGUCGCGCCCGGCAUCGCAGCCCAGCACCACCAGCACCUCUUCUCGAUGCGCGUCGAUCCCAUGAUCGACGGCCUCCGCAAUCGCCUCGUCACCGUCGACUCGGUGCCGGACGAGGCCGACGUCGGCUCUCCCGAAAACUUCUACGGCAACGGCUACCACGUCGUCAAGACGCCCUUCACCAAGUCGGACCAGUUCUCUGACUACGACUCGACCAAGGCGCGCGCGUGGGUAAUCGAAAAUCCUCACAAGAAACACUACGCGACCAAGAGCAAUAUCGGGUACAAGAUUGUGUGCAAGGACAUGCCCCCGAUGUUUGCCAAGCCCGGCUCGCUGGCGUGGAACCGCGCCCCUUGGGCCCGCCACCAUACCUUCGUCACCCGCUACCACGAGGACGAGAUCUUCCCUUCUGAGCUCCACAUCAACCAGCACCCUGGGCACAAGGACUUUGGCCUGCAGAAGUGGGUCGACCGCGCGGACGACGUGUCCGACACGGACUGUGUUGUGUGGAACAUGUUCGGCAACUCCCACAUCUGCCGCGCAGAAGACUGGCCCCUAAUGCCAGUAGAGGUACUGAAAUGGGCCGCCCGCCCUUUGAAUUUCCACCGGAUGAGCCCCUGCUUGGACGUUCCGUCGACAGCCGACCCGCGGUCUCGGUACGCCGACGAGGCAUUUGUUGGCGGCAAGCCGGGCAGCCAUGGCGCCAACGGCGCCAGCAGCGUCAACGGCCAGAGCAACGGCCAAGGAAACGGCAGCGGUGAAUGCUGCGGUGGUAGGUAGGACGAACGAGUUGCAGGAUGUGGGUACUAGCGAACAAUACAGGGUUUGGGAUCGAAGGGCUUCCACCCAUGCCGCCACCACUAGUGAAUGUACAUGAUGAGCUUGAGAGGCCAUGGGCGGCAUGGGCGAGGGGGCAGCGCUGGCAGCUGGCAGCCAGGGGCUGCUCGGUGUGCGUGCUGAUAGCUGAUAGCUUGAGGACGUGUAGCAUUAGAGCGAUGCAAGUCGACCAGAAUUCAACGCGUG
Molecule: messenger RNA, 2731 nt
Organism: Cutaneotrichosporon oleaginosum
Lineage: Eukaryota; Fungi; Basidiomycota; Tremellomycetes; Trichosporonales; Trichosporonaceae
Biological process (GO): amine metabolic process
Molecular function (GO): copper ion binding; quinone binding; primary methylamine oxidase activity
Source: RefSeq, a predicted model, not a curated record